Hevea brasiliensis (rubber tree) is the source of this 520-nucleotide messenger RNA. Its product is annotated as zinc finger protein KNUCKLES-like. The transcript is spliced from 2 exons. NCBI's taxonomy places the organism in Eukaryota, Viridiplantae, Streptophyta, Magnoliopsida, Malpighiales, Euphorbiaceae. The record is from RefSeq and is a predicted model, not a curated record. The coding region runs from base 1 to 441 and encodes 146 amino acids. Gene Ontology annotation, molecular function: DNA-binding transcription factor activity.
AUGGCCGACCCAUCUAUAAACAAUUUUCUGAACCAGCAACAACCCUUGCCAAGAAGGAACACAAACCCACCACCAUCUUCCUCUUCUCGCCUCGUCCAGUGCCUUUAUUGUCCCCGCAAGUUCUACACAUCUCACGCUCUCGGCGGCCACCAGAAUGCCCACAAGCGCGAGCUAGCUGCUGCUCAUGGGAACAUAUCUGUGGAACCCAUGGGUCAUCACUUUCCAACAGAGCCAUACGUGGACUCCGGUGCACCAUUUCUUGACCAGUACUGGCUGGAAUCCAUCCAGACUCAACAGUUUGCAUCUCCUGCUCAGCCUGUUCCCCUUCCUCAGGAUGAGUUUUAUGGCUGUUCCACCAAUCCUCCCGACAAUGAUUCUCUCUCCCCAGUAGCUGAUCUUAACAAUGACCCAGUAAACCUUGAUCUUACUCUGCGUUUAUAAUUUGUUUCUGACUGUUAACUAGAAUUUGAAAAUCAAAGUUUCUGGGUUGUCUGGUUUUAAUAUAUGAUUGAUGAGUUGA